Messenger RNA from Papaver somniferum (opium poppy), 2502 nucleotides. RefSeq names its product protein FAR1-RELATED SEQUENCE 11-like. Gene Ontology annotation, biological process: regulation of DNA-templated transcription. Gene Ontology annotation, molecular function: zinc ion binding. The record is from RefSeq and is a predicted model, not a curated record. The transcript has 6 exons. NCBI's taxonomy places the organism in Eukaryota, Viridiplantae, Streptophyta, Magnoliopsida, Ranunculales, Papaveraceae. Bases 201 to 2192 code for a protein of 663 amino acids.
GUUACUACUAAGAAAUGAGAUCGUCCAAAACGAGGCUUCUUCUUUAGGAUAACGGAGAGUGGUUUUCUUCGCAUACCUGCGCACGUUAGGGUUCACCACCUUACAAAUCAAAAAUUCAUCACCAUUUCCCUCUUCUUUCUUCUUUCAUGGAUCUACUCAGAACAAAUAAGGCGUAUGAAGAGAGAAGCUAGCCAGACCAGAUGAUGGAGAAUUAUGAGGACUACUCGGACCAAAGAUCAUUGUCUUUGGAUGAUGCCAGCAGUGCUGACGAAUCACCGCACGACAUUGAGCUAUCUCUAGAGUCGUCAGUUGAUGCAACUCCUUAUAUUGGCCAAAGAUUUGUCACUCAUGAUGCUGCCUAUGAGUUUUACAGUGAAUUUGCCAAGAGAUGUGGCUUCUCGAUUAGGCGUCACAGGACAGAAGGCAAAGAUGGGGUUGGCAAAGGACUCACAAGAAGGUAUUUUGUUUGCCACCGGGCUGGUAACACUCCUAUCAAGGCCUCAAGCGAGAGUAAACCUCAACGGAACCGCAAAUCAUCAAGGUGUGGAUGCCAAGCAUAUAUGCGAAUCAGCAAGAACAUGGAUUCAGGAGUCGCUGAAUGGCGUGUAACAGGAUUCACCAACCACCACAACCACGAAUUGUUGCAACCUAACCAGGUCCGCUUCCUACCUGCUUACCGCACAAUAUCCGAGACUGACAAGAAUAGGAUCUUCAUGUUUGCCAAGACUGGAAUAUCUGUGCAGCAAAUGAUGAGGCUUAUGGAGCUUGAGAAGUGUGUGGAACCAGGAUACUUGCCAUUCACAGAAAAAGAUGUGAGGAACCUACUUCAAGCACUAAAGAAAAUCGAUCAGGACGAUGACAGCGUUGAUCUACUAAGAAUGUGUAGGAAUAUCAAGGAUAAAGACCCCAAUUUUAGGUUCGAGUACACACUUGAUGUGAACGAGAGGUUAGAGAACAUUGCCUGGUCAUAUGCGUCAUCAAUCCUUUCCUACGAUAUCUUUGGCGACGCUGUAGUGUUUGAUACCACACAUCGCUUAACCUCCUUUGACAUGCCCCUUGGAAUAUGGGUUGGCAUGAACAACUACGGCACACCAUGUUUCUUUGCCUGUGUGCUCCUACGAGAAGAAAAUACUCGCUCAUUCUCUUGGGCCUUAAAGGCAUUUUUGGGCUUCAUGAAUGGAAAACCUCCACGAACAAUCUUGACAGACCAAAAUGUUUCACUUAAAGAUGCGAUAGAGAUGGAAAUGCCGAGAACUAAACAUGCCCUCUGCAUUUGGUUCAUUGUGGCAAAGUUCCCUUCUUGGUUUAAUGCUGUUUUGGGGGAACGGUACAAUGAGUGGAAGAAUGAGUUUUAUAGGCUCUAUAAUAUGGAGAUGAUUGAGGACUUUGAACUGGGGUGGGGGAGCAUGGUUAACUCAUUUGGCUUACAUACAAAUAGACACAUCUCCAAUUUAUUUGCCUUGCGAACGCACUGGGCGCUACCGUACUUGAGAGACCAUUUUCUUGCGGGGAUGACAACAACUGGGCCCUCAAAGUCAAUUAAUGCUUUUAUCCAGCGAUUUCUAAGUGCACAAACUCGGUUGGCACACUUCGUUGAACAAGCUGCUGUAGCGAUCGACUUCAAAGAUCAAGCAGGGGAACAACAAAUAAUGCAACAAAAUCUCCAGAACAUUCUUCUAAAAACAGGGGCUCCCAUGGAAGCCCAUGCAGCAUCGGUUCUCACGCCUUACGCCUUCUGUAAGCUGCAAGAUGAACUUGUUCUGGCAGCACAUUAUGCAUCGUUUAUGUUGGAAGAAGGCUAUUUCCUUGUGAGACACCACACAGAAAUGGAAGGAGGCCACAAAGUGAUUUGGAAUUCUCAGCAGGGUAACAUAAGCUGUGGCUGUCGUCAGUUUGAGUUCUCGGGUAUUCUCUGCAGGCAUGCUCUCCGGGUUCUUUCAGCGAUGAAUUGCUUCCAAAUUCCUGAACCGUAUCUGCCGAUUCGCUGGUGUAGGUACUAUAAUACUGUACCCUCAAAGACCCUUCAAGGUGGCCUGAGCGAUUAUUCUGACCAAGUUCAAGCUCUGCAAUCUAUGGUAUCAAAUCUUAUCACCGAGUCUUCCAAAUCGAAGGAACGCUUAGAUUUAGCUACCGAGCAAGUUUCAGUCCUCUUGUCGCGAAUUAGGGAGCAUCCAACGUCAGCACAAAGGUAGUGACUGACUCUGACUUUCACAGUUUCAUCAAUGAUUCCGUCCUUUGUGACAGGCAGUGGAUCCUUUUCCUGUUUUUUGUUGUUGUAACAUUUUGGGUUCCUUUUCCGUUUUUGAUUUAUUAUAUUGGGAUUCGUAGUUAGCAUAGAGUUUUUGCAAGAGAAUAGGCUGUUAUUUCGCAUGCCAUUUUAACUGUAAUUGCACUAUGUGCUCUCCUUUCCGCUGAUUCUUAGAGUAAAAUGUACGGCAGGAAUUUUACCUGUACAGUUAAGUGUAGAGAAUCUAGGCCGAAUGGUUUGGAUGAAGUUAUUUA